AUGCAAAGAGUUGGAACUUGUACAGCAGAGGACAGCUGCUUUAUAAAAACCCACUCGAACGAUGUCGGCGGACCAGUAGCAGUCGACCCUUCUCGCGAUGUUGAAAAGGCCGGAGUAGGGGGUUGCAAUGAUUCAGAAACGGGUAAAACUGUAACUGACCCUGAGAAAGGCGCAACAACUCCAGACGAAAACCGGCUCUUUGGAUCGAACGAAAAUGAAAAUCAGGAUACAGAGCUUGAUGACUCGUCCGUCACCGGCCAGGAUGACAAGAACGACUUCCCAGAGGGCGGGCUGAAAUCCUGGAGUGUGGUUGUUGGUGCUUUCUGCGGCCUGUUUUCCGUCUUCGGCAUCAUCAACAGCACCGCGGUCCUUCUGCAAUAUAUGCAAGAAAACCAGCUGAAGGACUAUUCUCCCAGUGAGAUAGGAUGGAUCUUCGGGCUGUCCCUCUUCCUGACAUUCUUCUGCGGAGCACCCAUUGGCCCAAUAUUUGACGCCUAUGGCCCGAAACUCCUGAUUUUCUGUGGGAGCAUCCUCCUCAUCGCUUCAAUGUUCCUCUUAGGCCUGUGCACCCAAUACUGGCACUUCAUCAUGGUCUACAGCGUCCUCAACGGCAUCGGCGGCGCUCUCAUCAACACGCCGUGCAUCGCCUCAGUCGGCCAUUUCUUCCUCGUCAAACGGGGCAACGCCACAGGAAUAGCCAUGACUGCCGGCAGCAUCGGUGGUAUUAUUUUCCCCUUGAUGCUCCAGCAGCUCUUUCCGGCAAUAGGCUUUGCCUGGGCAACCCGGUGUGUUGGAUUCAUCCUCGUGUUCCUCCUAGUGAUAGCCAAUAUUCUUGUCCAGAGCCGCUUGCCUCGCAAGAAAAUCGGCAGUUUCAAGAAAAUAUGUCCGGACCUGACGGUCUUUAAAGACAUACCAUUCACGCUCGUCACGGUUGGUAUCUUUUUUAUGGAAUGGGGGAUCUUCGUCCCGCUAACAUAUAUUACAUCCUACGUGAUAGCACAUGGUCACAGCACUGCGUUCGGGUUUCAAAUCCUCGCGAUUGUGAAUGCUGGUUCUUUCUUCGGGAGAUUCUUCGCUGGUCUUGUCGCAGAUAUGAUAGGGAGGAUAAACACCCUCACCCUCACCCUCGCCAUGUGCGUAGUUGCCUGCCUGGCCUUGUGGCUUCCGGCCAGUGAUUCCACCGCCAUGGUCGUCGUCUUCUCCGUUAUUUUUGGCUGCGUCAGUGGGAGUAAUCUUAGCCUGAGCCCCGUAUGCGUUGGUCAGAUGUGUAAAACGGAGCAUUAUGGCCGAUACUUCGCCACGUGUUGGAUGUUUGUUUCUUUUGGGACAUUAACCGGCCUCCCAAUUGCUGGACAGAUCCUCACCGCCAAUGGGGGCUCCUACGACGGCCUAGUUAUCUUCGCUGCACUGUCCUACACUGUAGCAAUGUUCUGCCUUAUAGCGGCUCGAGUUCUUCGUGUCGGGUGGAAGAUAACAGCUGUGUACUGA
Molecule: messenger RNA, 1488 nt
Organism: Venustampulla echinocandica
Lineage: Eukaryota; Fungi; Ascomycota; Leotiomycetes; Helotiales; Pleuroascaceae
Product: MFS general substrate transporter
Exons: 3
Coding region: 1-1488 (495 amino acids)
Biological process (GO): transmembrane transport
Cellular component (GO): fungal-type vacuole membrane
Molecular function (GO): transmembrane transporter activity
Source: RefSeq, a predicted model, not a curated record